Vitis riparia (riverbank grape) is the source of this 3355-nucleotide messenger RNA. RefSeq names its product E3 ubiquitin-protein ligase UPL5. The transcript is spliced from 3 exons. The record is from RefSeq and is a predicted model, not a curated record. NCBI's taxonomy places the organism in Eukaryota, Viridiplantae, Streptophyta, Magnoliopsida, Vitales, Vitaceae. Bases 226 to 2907 code for a protein of 893 amino acids. Gene Ontology annotation, molecular function: protein binding; ubiquitin-protein transferase activity. Gene Ontology annotation, biological process: proteasome-mediated ubiquitin-dependent protein catabolic process; protein polyubiquitination; positive regulation of protein catabolic process.
CGUCUCAACUCCACCUCUCUUUCUCUCUCUUCUUUUCUUUGUUUCUCUCUGAUGAAAUCUAAAAAUCUUCGAUUUUGUGCUCUCUCGUCCUCGACUCUUCCAAAGCUAGGGUUUUGGGGUUUCGAUUCUAUGAUAUCGGCAGCGAAAUUGCCAUCGCUACAGCCGCUAUCGCCGCCGCCGUUUCGUUAAUCUGCCGGCGGGGGCUUUGAUUCCCGCCCGCCCCUCAUGUCUCUCGUAGAAACCUCCUCCAUCGACUGCGUCCACCAACGCCUCGAUCGUCUUUCCUCGAAGCGAAAAUUGGACGAUUAUUCCUCCCCCGCCGAUGACGAUUUCUCUGAUUUAGUCUCCUUCAGAAUGAGAAAAUUCGAUCAAAACGCCUUCGUUUCUUGCAACUCUCCGCCGGACUCUCAUCUCGAGAGGCAUAGGGUUGUCGAUGCCCGAUCGUGUCCCAGUUCGUGCAGCGCCGAGUCGGCUCGGCCUGAUUCGCGGUUGCAGUUCUUCGUGAGGAUGAUCUCCGAGGGGAAUACUCUGGUGAUUCACGCGAAUUCGGAUGAUACCGUGGAGUCGCUGCACCACCGGAUUCAGUCGAUUACGGGGAUUCCGGUGAUGGAGCAGCGGCUGAUAUACAGAGGGAAGCAGCUGCAGUGGGAGCAGUCUUUGGCUGAAUGUUCGAUUCAAAACGACGCCGGGCUUCAACUUGUCGGUCGGAUGCGGAGUACGGAACAUCCGGCGGCAUGGCGAGUCGCUGGCGAGAUGGUGUCAACGAUUUGUCGGCUUUGUAGGGGGGAAACAUUCCGGCCGUUGAAGAACAUCAAAUCGCAGUUGUUGGAGUUCUUGAUGCUCACUCCAAAAGACGACACCGAGUCAGCGGCCGGUUAUCUUCAGGUUUUCAUGUCUUCGUCGGCCCCUUCAGCUUUGGUCAUGCUCUACAUGUCCCCGACUAAGAGUAACAAGGAGACUGCAGAUGAUACUAUUAGGCAAUUUCUUAACUCGAGUCGGAAUUUAUUACCAAAGUCUGUACAAAUACAAUGUGUUCCUAUAGUGUUAGAAUUUUGUAAGUUGCUUAGUAGAACUGAUCAUGAGGAUCCGUUGUAUUUGACAUGCCGAAGCACUCUUGGGUCGCUGGUGGAAAAUGUUGGGGUAGUGAGAGCUUCGAGGUAUUGUCAUAAUAGUAAGACAUUGAUUGUAGUUAAAGAGAUUUUACCAUUUGUUAGUGAGCUGGCUAGUAGCUUGUCAAAGUCAUUGAUAUCAAGCAUGGAAUCAGCAGGGAGCACAGGGAACUCACUAAAUGAUGGGCGCAAUUUGAUUGCAGGGCAUACAUUAGCAAAUGAUGUGCGUGAUUUUACUGCAUUCUUGCACCCGGUGCGAUCUGUGAUUAUGGAGCAAGUGAGUUUUCAUGGUCCUAUUUCAAUUCCACUUGGAGAACGUGGUAGUACUAAUCCCUGGUAUGGAGAAGAGAUUGAGUUUCUUCAUGGCAUUUUCAUUGAUUUGAUGACAAAAAUGGAUGGGUGUCUCCAUAAAAUGGAGCAAUGCUUGGCAGGGGAAGGUGGAGUUGAUCAUCAUACUGUAUGGCCCCAGUAUCUUGCCGUUCUGAAGGAAUUGAAUAGCAUUUCUAAAUUAUAUCAUGGUGCUGAAGAAGAGUUUUGGACAUUUAUGAGACGUAGGAAGAUUGCAGUGUGCUCUCUAAUGAUUAGAUAUGCAAAGAGAAGUGAUGACCAUAGUUGGCUUCUUGAGCACAAGGAUGUGACUGAUUUUGAAUCAAGGAGGCAUUUGGCAAUGAUGAUGUUCCCUGAAGUAAAGGAAGACUAUGAAGAACUACAUGAAAUGCUCAUUGACAGGUCACAAUUAUUGGCAGAGUCAUUCGAGUACAUUGCACGGGCAGAGCGUGAAUCUCUACAUGGUGGUCUGUUCAUGGAAUUCAAAAAUGAGGAAGCUACAGGACCUGGUGUGUUGAGAGAGUGGUUCUUCUUGGUAUGCCAAGAAAUUUUCAAUCCACAAAAUGCCCUUUUUGUAGCGUGCCCAAAUGAUCGCAGAAGGUUCUUUCCUAAUCCUGCAUCUGAGGUGGAUCCCAUGCACCUUCAGUAUUUCCGCUUCUCUGGUCGAGUGAUUGCAUUAGCUUUGAUGCAUAAAGUGCAAGUUGGUGUUGUCUUUGAUCGAGUAUUUUUCUUGCAAUUGGCUGGAAUGGAUAUUUCCUUGGAAGAUAUACAGGAUGCAGAUCCAUUAUUGUAUACUAGCUGCAAGCAAAUUCUGGAUAUGGAUGCAGAAUUCAUGGAUUCAGAUGCUUUGGGACUAACAUUUGUUAGAGAAAUCGAAGAACUAGGAUCCAGAAGAGUUGUGGAGCUUUGCCCUGGUGGGAAAAACAUCAUUGUGAACAGCAAGAACAGGGAUGAAUAUGUUUAUCUUCUUAUUCGGCAUCGCUUUGUUACAUCUACCUCUGAACAGGUAGCACAAUUUGCUGGAGGCUUUGCUGAUAUUCUUUGUAACCAAAAGCUCCAGAAGUUCUUUUUCCAGAGUUUAGAGCUUGAAGAUCUUGAUUGGAUGCUAUAUGGAAGUGAAAGUGCUAUUUGUGUUGAUGACUGGAAGGCACAUACUGAGUACAACGGCUACAAGGAAACUGAUCCUCAGAUUUUCUGGUUUUGGAAGAUUGUUGGCGAAAUGUCAGCAGAGCAGAGGAAAAUUCUACUCUUCUUUUGGACUUCGGUUAAGUAUCUACCUGUAGAGGGUUUUGGUGGUUUGGCUUCUCGUCUAUAUAUCUACAAGUCCUCAGAGCCCUGUGUUCGCCUGCCUUCAUCUCACACAUGCUUUUACCGGUUGAGUUUCCCACCUUAUCCAUCAAUGGCUAUCAUGGAAGAUCGGCUUCGCAUCAUCACCCAAGAACAUGUUGGAUGCAGCUUCGGUACCUGGUGAGCCAUCUAUUGCAUCUCAUUUUGGGAUAAGAAGGGUUUUUGACUGCACAGAGAGAUUUGUACCUCUGCAUGUACAGAUUAUAGGAUAAUCUUAUCUUCUUCUUCUUUUUUUCCCCCUUUUUUCUUUUUUUCUUUUUCUAAUUCGACUAUGUAAGAAGGUUUCCCCCUUUAUCAAGCUCUUUUAUAUGGAGGUUGUAAUUCCUUUGCUCUUUUCAGUCAACUGUUUAUAUAGUUAUAGAAUUCCUUCAGUAAAAUAAGAAAAAGGAAGGCGAGAAGGAAAAAAGGAAUUUCCCUGCUUUAUUGGAUUACUUUUUAUGACAUGCAACAUAAACAGCUCUCUCUCUCUCUCUCUCUCCAUUUUCUGUCUUUAACAUAUUUCUCUGUAAAGCUAUGUAGAACUUCUGUUUCAUUGUUACAUUCCCCUAGCUAGAAAAUAGAUUUGGCAACUU